GCAAGAAUAAGAAAGAAGAAGAGAAAUCCAUGGAUUCCCACUCUUCUUCUCCAAUGGAUGGCCACAUCCCACUCCUCUUCUUCUCCUACACAUUCCAUUGAUCUUCAUCUUCUUUUGCCCUCGCUUCAACUCAAAGUCUACAACGAAGCCAUCAACCCAUGGGUUGCACAAGCUCCAAACAGGCUCGCCGGCACCGUCACCGGAACCUCUCCGGCCGUCUAUUCAACAGCCGUUCCAUGCCGGCCAACGCCCACUCCACCGGCACCGAUCUUGACCACCGGAUCACUCUCAAGUCCUGCACUCUCGGCUCGCUCAAGCUCGACCAUGACAUCUCCGACGAAGCCAUGAUGAAAGCCUCCAACGACGAUCACCCCAAACUGACUCCGGCGCCGGCGCCGGUGCCGGAAACAAUCAAUGCAUGGGAGCUGAUGGAAGGGUUAGAGGACGUGACUCCAAUAGGGACGCCAUGCAAAGCCAUGCAGAACUCGACGCCGUUCACAGAAUACGUGGACCCGGAGGUGGUGAGCUCGUUCAGGAAAACCUUAUUGGAGUUAUCACCACAACACCGGCAACUCCUCCGGUCACCGGAGCCGGAAAAGAUGGCGUCAGAAGUACUGCUACGAAGAUCAAAAUACGAGGAGGUGGAGGAGGACGAAGAAGAGAGUUGCCGGAAAACACCUGAUUUGACAGGAAUAGUGAGAACAAGGAUAAUGGAGUUCCAAGAGAGGAUAGAUGCAAAGAAAGGGAUGAAGGUGAAGCAGAGGUUGGAGAGUUGGGUGGGAGGAGGAGGGAAAGUGGUGAUAUACAUGACAAGCUUGAGAGGGAUAAGGGAGACAUACAAUGUGUGCAAGGAGGUGAGGGAGAUAGUGAGGAGUUAUAAGGUGAGAGUGGAUGAGAGGGAUGUGUCAAUGGAUAGAGGGUUUAAGGAGGAGUUGCAUGAGGUGUUAGUAGGGAAGGAGGGAGGGAGAUUGCCGGCCUUGUUUGUUAAAGGGGAGUAUUUGGGAGGGGUAGAGGAGGUGAGAAGAAUGCAUGAAGGAGGGGAGUUGGGGAAGGUGUUGGAUGGGUGUGAAAUGGUGAAGAUAGGGAAAGGUAGUGGUAGUGGUGGUGGUGGUGGUGGUGGAGGAGGGGAUUGUGAGGAGUGUGGAGAAGUGAGGUUUGUGUUGUGUGGGAGGUGUUCAGGGAGUUGUAAAGUGUUUGUGGAGGAUGAUGAUGAAGAUGAUGAUGAUGGAUAUGUAUAUGGAGGUGGGUUUUGGUGUAGGUGUCCUGAGUGUAAUGAGAAUGGGCUUGUUAGGUGUUCUCUUUGUUGUUGAAUUUUAUUGUGUUUUAGAUCUGAUCAUUAAUUUGAGAAAAAAAUUAAGUACUAUAUAUAUAUAUAUAUAUGUAAUGCUUCCUCUGCAGACGGACAUCAUUUGUAGAAUUUCUGCAGAAGAGAUGAAAAGUAUAAAAGAGA
Molecule: messenger RNA, 1450 nt
Organism: Dioscorea cayenensis subsp. rotundata (Guinea yam)
Lineage: Eukaryota; Viridiplantae; Streptophyta; Magnoliopsida; Dioscoreales; Dioscoreaceae
Exons: 2
Coding region: 159-1310 (383 amino acids)
Source: RefSeq, a predicted model, not a curated record